Molecule: messenger RNA, 1487 nt
Organism: Rhincodon typus (whale shark)
Lineage: Eukaryota; Metazoa; Chordata; Chondrichthyes; Orectolobiformes; Rhincodontidae
Product: vesicular glutamate transporter 3-like
Exons: 9
Coding region: 54-1487 (477 amino acids)
Biological process (GO): monoatomic anion transport; regulation of synapse structure or activity; synaptic transmission, glutamatergic
Cellular component (GO): synaptic vesicle membrane; excitatory synapse
Molecular function (GO): neurotransmitter transmembrane transporter activity; L-glutamate transmembrane transporter activity
Source: RefSeq, a predicted model, not a curated record
UCUAACUAGUUGAAGACAGACGGGGAUAGAUACCCCUCCUCAGCCGGAUAAAGAUGCCUUCCAAUGGGUUUGCUACUCUGAAGGAGACUUUCUUCCAACCUGUCAAAGAGGAAACUAAACACACCGUGGGAGACACGCUGGGGCAUAUUCAAAGAGCUGUGGAUGGUACAAACGUGGAGAAAGAGGAGGAAAUUGAGUUGAAUGAAGAUGGCCAGCCGGUGAAGAGUGCGGUCCUGAAGCAGCCGUUGUGUGAUUGCUACUGCUUUGGAAUGCCCAAGCGGUACAUCAUUGCCAUCAUGAGUGGACUCGGAUUCUGCAUCUCCUUUGGCAUCCGCUGCAACCUGGGCGUGGCCAUCGUGGAAAUGGUCAACAACAACACUGUCUAUGUGAACGGCAAGGCGGAGAUUGAGAAACCUCAAUUCAAUUGGAAUCCUGAGACUGUAGGGCUGAUUCAUGGCUCCUUUUUCUGGGGUUAUAUUGUGACUCAAAUCCCAGGUGGCUUUAUCUCUAACAAGUUUGCUGCAAAUAGAGUUUUUGGAGCUGCUAUCUUCUUGACUUCGACACUGAACAUGCUCAUUCCAUCAGCAGCAAGAAUGCACUUUGGCUGUGUCCUGUUUGUAAGGAUACUUCAGGGUCUCGUGGAGGGAGUCACCUACCCAGCAUGCCACGGGCUCUGGAGCAUGUGGGCCCCACCACUUGAACGGAGUCGACUGGCUACAACGUCGUUCUGUGGUCAAAUUCUUCGACAGUGCGAAAGAAUGCAGAAUAUAGGUAUAAAAUACUCGAUGAAUCUCCAGGCUAUCUCUAAGAUGAUUAAAAUGGAGGCACUGGAAUUCAUUUUCAUAACAAAAUGUGACAAAAACUUGGCACCAUGUUACGAUGAGGUCUGCGCAGGCUUUGGCAUGGAGGCUACCUUACUGCUGGUUGUUGGUUACUCCCACACCAGAGAAGUUGCCAUCUCUUUCCUGGUGCUUGCUGUUGGAUUCAGUGGAUUCGCAAUUUCUGGGUUCAACGUCAAUCACUUGGACAUUGCCCCUCGUUAUGCGAGUAUCCUGAUGGGGAUAUCCAAUGGUGUGGGAACACUAUCGGGAAUGAUUUGCCCAUUAAUCGUUGGAGCAAUGACAUCGCACAAGACCCGCGAGGAGUGGCAGCACGUGUUUGUGAUCGCCUCCGUGGUCCAUUACAGCGGAGUGGUAUUCUACGGAAUCUUUGCCUCGGGGGAGAAGCAGGACUGGGCAGAUCCUGAUGAAGCAAGCGAAGACAAGUGUGGCAUUAUCGGCCACGAUGAGCUGGCAGAGGAGACUGAACUCAACGAAUACAACUACAUCAGUCCGAAGAAAAAGAUGUCUUAUGGUGCUACUAGCCAAAUCAAUGGAGCUCGGAAAGAGAGCUGGAAAAUGAGGAGGGGAAAAGCACAUGAGGAACUGAUAGAUGAUCAGAACAGCUAUCAUUGUGAGAAUGGGGACUAUCGAAAUACAUCUCAGUGA